UGGAACAUCACAGGCCUGGACUGGAGCCAGCUCAGUAAGAAGGAGUGUGUGAAGUACGGAGGCUCUCUGGUGGGCAACACCUGUAAGUACGUCCCUGACCUGGCCCUCAUGUCCUUCAUCCUGUUCUUCGGGACCUACUCCAUGACCGUCUCCCUCAAGAAGUUCAAGUUUAGCCGCUACUUUCCUACCAAGGUGAGACUAGAACGAAUUGAAGAGGAGCUAGAUGUUUAUACAGUGACAUACAGACUGAAUCGCAAAUGGCAGCCUGAUGCAGCCACAGUUUCAUAUUUUUCAAGACAAAGAUUAUCUAUUUAAAACUCUUGAGGCAGAUAUGAUUAGGUGUAAUCUGUGGUGAUUUGGUGUAAUCUCUAUGGAGAUAUGGUGUAAAUAAGAGCAAUGACCGAAACAUGUUUAGAUCUAAACUUUUGUAUACAAUUGUCUCCCCAAACUCCUCAAUGUACGUACUGGAUCCCCUGGUAUCCUGAAACUGCAUGUUCCUAACAGACAGGAAUAUUCUAUUUCACCUAUAUUACAGCUGAAUACAAUUUCAAUGCGUUGUGUUGAGAUGUGUUUGUGUCUCUGCAUUUGAAGAGUUUCAUUCCAAAACGCUAUAUAUCCAUUUUCAGACAUGUUGGUAAAUUAACUUUUAUUGUUUGAAGAAAUUAUCAAAGAGAUUGGUGUGUUUUUUCACUAUCUAAUCAUGGCAUGGGGCUAUCCAAUGACAGAUAUUUAAAAAAAAUUACUUGAUGGUUUCAUUUCAGAGAGACAAAUAUGGUUUUUUUUGCUAAAUGCAAUAUAUCUGCCUCUCUCAGAGAAAUAAGUAGUACUGCUAGGUUUUACAGUCAAAUGUAGCAAAUAACUACAUUUUUUCAAUAUUUAUAUAUAUAAAAAAAAAAUCAAUACUGUAAUAUGAGAUCUGUAUGUAAAACUAUUACAUUUGACGUUUUAGUCAUUUAGCCGAUGCUGUUAUCCAGAGAGACAGUUAGUGCAUUCAUCUUAAGAUAGCUAUGUGAGACAACUACAUAUCACAGUCGAAUAUACAGGAUACGAACAUUCCAUUCCAGCUAAACAAUGGAUAUAUAGCGUUUUGCAAAAAAACAUAUUUUCAUACACAUCUAAAAUCUAUGAAUUGAGAACAGAAAUAUUUGACACACAUGAAGGUAAACAAUCAUUUCUGAUGAAAAAACACAAAUGUGAAAAAUGUGUGGAUAUAGUGUUUUGGAAAUUUCUUUUUCUUAGAGAGGUUAUUUAUGUUUCUCACUAGACUUAUAUUGUAUUUUUUUCAUAUGCUUUGUUCUGUCUGUGUCUCUGUCCUUGUCUCUGUCUAUUGUGUCCGUCUGUGUUUCUGUCUGUUGCUCUGUCUGUGGCUUCUGUAAACAGCUGCGGAAGCUCAUCAGUGACUUCUCCAUCUUCAUGGCCAUUAUGACCUUCGUGGGUCUGGACAGGUUAAUCGGGCUCAAAACUCCCAAGCUCAUCGUUCCCACAGAGUUUAAGGUAAAGGAACGGGUUCAAAAUAGCCACUCUUUUUAUUAGUUAUGUUCCUGACCAUACCCUGGGCGUAAACCUAAUAUUGAAACAGUUGUGUAUCAUUAUACAUGUCUGUUUUUGUCCUUUAAUCAAUGAAUGGUCACUCGGACACUGUCCCUUACUGACUCCCUUUAGCCCACACGUCCAGACCGGGGUUGGAUAGUGCUGCCGUUUGGGAAGAACCCAUGGUGGGUGUAUUUGGCCAGCUUCGUCCCUGCUCUCCUGGUCACCAUCCUCAUCUUCAUGGACCAGCAAAUCAGUGCUGUCAUUGUCAACCGGAAGGAGAACAAACUGAGGGUACUUUGAGGGAUGUUUUUAUUUAUUUAUUUAACAUGUAUUUAUUGGGGAAGUCCCAUUGAAGGCAUACCUGGAUGUGCUCUAUUAUAUACACAGCCAACUCUGUUAUAGUGAAGACAUUGAUAGCAAGUUUAACCUCAGCUUUUGGAGAUCACAAUCGGCAUCACACAUGUUGUUUGCCAUAAUCUCGGUUAACCCAGAACUAAAAUGUUGUGGAAUUUGGUCAGAAUCUGUCCAUGAGAGAUGAUAUUUGCCACAAUGAGCAAUUUAUAUUGUAGAUAAGAGAUGUACUCGUAGGGGUAAAAUAUAGGUCCUAGAACCUUAAUUGGGCUUUGGUGUCAUGUUGGGGCCUACAUAAUGCAUAGGACAAUUACUUCAAUGACAUCCCCCAGUGUGAGUUCGUCCUACUCCGCUCUGUGUGUCCCUCCACCUGUGUGUCCCUCCACCUGUGUGUCCCUCCCUGGCAGAAAGGGUGUGGCUACCACCUGGACCUGUUCUGGGUGGGGGUGCUGAUGGCUGUCUGCUCCUUCUUGGGCCUGCCCUGGUACGUGGCCGCCACUGUCAUCUCCAUCGCCCACAUCGACUCACUGAAGAUGGAAAGUGAGUCCAGCGCCCCUGGGGAGCAGCCCCAGUUCCUGGGUGUCAGGUGAGGGAGCAUUGAGCAGUAACCAUAGAAUGUGACUAUGGAGGAUGUACAGUGCCUUGCCAAAGUAUUCAUCCCCCUUGGCGUUUCUCCUAUUUUGUUGCAUUACAACCUGUAAUUUAAAUUGAUUUUUAUUUGGAUUUCAUGUAAUGGACAUACACAAAAUAGUCCAAAUUGGUGAAGUGAAAUGGAAAAACUAACUUGUUUAAAAAAAUUAUACAAAAUGUAUAAUGAAAAAAUGGUGCGUGCAUGUGCAUUGCUAUGAAGUCCCUAAAUAAGUUCUGGUGCAACCAAUUACCUUCAGAAGUCACAUAAUUAGUUAAAUAAAGUCCACCUGUGUGCAAUCUAAGUGCCACAUGAUCUCAGUAUAUAUACACUUGUUCUGAAAGGCCCCAGAGUCUGCAACAACACUAAGCAAGGGGCACCAACAAGCAAGCGGCACCAUGAAGACCAAGGAGCUCUCCAAACAGGUCAGGGACAAAGUUGUGGAGAAGUACAGAUCAGGGUUGGGUUAUAAAAAAAUAUCCGAAACUUUGAACAUCCCACAGAGCACCAUUAAAUCCAUUAUUAAAAAAUGGAAAGAAUAUGGCACCACAACAAACCUGCCAAGAGAGGGCCGCCCACCAAAACUCACAGACCAGGCAAGGAGGCAUUAAUCAGAGAGGCAACAAAGAGACCAAAGAUAACCCUGAAGGAGCUGCAAAGUUCCACAGCGGAGAUAGGAGUAUCUGUCCAUAGGACCACUUUAAGUCGUACACUCCACAGAGCUGGGCUUUACGGAAGAGUGGCCAGAAAAAAGCCAUUGCUUAAAGAAAUAAAUAAGCAAACACAUUUGGUGUUCGCCAAAAGGCAUGUGGGAGACUCCCCAAACAUAUGGAAGAAGGUACUCUGAUCAGAUGAGACUAAAACUGAGCUUUUUGGCCAUCAAGGAAAACGCUAUGUCUGGUGCAAACCCAACACCUCUCAUCACCCCGAGAACACCAACCCCACAGUGAAGUGUGGUGGUGGCAGCAUCAUGAUGUGGGGAUGUUUUUCAUCGGCAGGGACUGGGAAACUGGUCAGAAUUGAAGGAAUGAUUGAUGGCGCUAAAUACAGGGAAAUUCUUGAGGGAAACCUGUUUCAGUCUUCCAGAGAUUUGAGACUAGGACGGAGGUUCACCUUCCAGCAGGACAAUGACCCUAAGCAUACUGCUAAAGCAACACUCGAGUGGUUUAAGGGGAAACAUUUAAAUGUCUUGGAAUGGCCUAGUCAAAGUCCAGACCUCAAUCCAAUUGUGAAUCUGUGGUAUGACUUAAAGAUUGCUGUACACCAGCGGAACCCAUCCAACUUGAAUGACCUGGAGCAGUUUUGCCUUGAAGAAUGGGCAAAAAUCCCAGUGGCUAGAUGUGCCAAGCUUAUAGAGACAUACCCCAAGAGACUUGCAGCUUUAAUUGCUGCAAAAUGUGGCUCUACAAAGUAUUGACUUUGGGGGGGGUGAAUAGUUUCACAAAAAAAAGUAUUUUGCAUCUUCAAAGUGGUUGGCAUGUUGUGUAAAUCAAAUGAUACAAACCCCCCCAAAAAUCCAUUUUAAUUCCUGGUUGUAAGGCAACAAAAUAGGAAAAUGCCAAGGGGAGUGAAUACUUUCGCAAGCCACUGUACAGGACAGUAUAGUCCAGGCAGGGCUUGUCUCUUGUCUGCUGUCUAUUACAAACGGAAAGGUUUGCUGGUAGUCAUCCUCUCUCUCUCUCUUUCUCUCUCACCCGCUCUUUCUCUAAUGAACAGGGAGCAGAGACUGACAGGGAUUCUAGUGUUUGUUCUCACUGGAGUCUCCAUCUUCCUGGCUCCCAUUCUACAGGUCAGUAAAAUAUAUUAAUUUCCUCUGACCUAAACAAGGAUUUUGGAUGAAUAAUAACAGUGGCUGCGCCCCAAAUGGCACCCUAUUCCCUAUGGGCGCUGGUCAAAAGUAGUGCACUGAAUAGUAGUGCACUUGCCAUUUGGGGUGCAAUCAGUGUGUUUUCUAUACCACCACAUGCCAUUAAAGGGGUUCAACAUGAUAAUGUGCUGAUGUUGUCUAUGUGUUUAACAUGUGUGUUCGCCCUCUCUUCCACAGUUCAUACCCAUGCCAGUACUUUACGGUGUGUUUCUCUACAUGGGCGUGGCAUCUCUUAGCGGCAUUCAGGUUUGUAUAGACCAGAAAACAAAGUAGACAGCCAGUGGUUGUGUCAAUUGAAAGUCUCAUGGUAUGCGGUUCCUCCUCUGACAUGAAUUCAAAUCUCCAAAUUAAGAUACAUUCUCUGUGAUGUCGUUCUUUUCCUUAUCAGAAACCGUGUGUCUGGAGGGAAGGUGACUGUAUUCUAGCAGCGUCUAAAGCAGCAAUUUGGAGAUGCAUUUUGAUGAGGGUGUUAGGUAGGCUGCUCAGAGCAGAGCUAGGAGAUCAGGGAAGGCUCAGUGAGUGUUUGUGUGUGUGGGUGCUGUUUGACUGCACCCUGCCAAUCAAAGGGAAAUGUCACAGACGAAAGAGUAAAAUGUCAACAGCAAGGUGAACAAACAUUAGACAGGGUCCAUGAAAGUAUAAAUGGAAAAUGUCACAAGCCUAUUGUCCACAAUCCAUAAACAAUUGUGUGUGUCUCAGUUGGUAGAGCAUGGAGUUUGCAAUGCUAGGGUUGUUGUCCUGCUGCGAUUACCCAUAUGAAAAUGUAUACACACAUUACUGUAAGUCACUUUGGAUAAGUGUCUGCUAAAUUGCAUAUAUUCUAUAGAUAAAACCUCGGAAAUGGGAAUAACGCAGGCAGUGAUGAGUGUGUGUUCUCAUUGUCACUCCCCUGUAGUUCUGGGAGAGGAUCAAGUUGUACAUGAUGCCGUCCAAGUACCAGCCAGACUUCCCUUUCCUGCGUCACGUGCCUCUGAGGAGGGUCCACCUCUUCACCCUGGUCCAGAUCAUCUGUCUGGCUGUCCUCUGGGUGCUCAAGUCCACCGUCCUGGCCAUCCUCUUCCCUGUCAUGGUAUUAUUCAUUACUCGCUUUUGAUUGGAACAAGCAUUAAUACAGGGCUGUCAAACCCAUUCCAUGGAGGACUGAAUGUCUGCUGUUUUUGUUCUUUCCUUUCAAUUUGUGUCCAAUUAAGACCUAGACAACCAGCUGAGGGGAGUUGUUACUAAUAAAUUAGCUUAACUGAUCAAUCAAGUACAGUACAUGGGAGGAGCAAAACCUGCAGACACUCGCCCCUCAAUGGAAUGAGUAUGACACCCCUGCAUUAAUGCAUAAAAAAAGAUGGUCAGCUCUCACAAGCUAAAGUUUUACUUAGAUUUAUAACCAGCAAUCACAACGGACAUACAUUCGGCUAUACAUUCAAGCACCCAUCAACAUACAAAUGACCUGUGAUGUAAAUGCUGGUUACUUAUGAAGAGUUUAACUUCUUUCCUGUUGAUGUUAUUUUCUUGUCAUGGAAGUUAUGUAAGAAAGGAUCAUGUGCUUGUGUGGUUAACAGAUCCUGGGGUUGCUGGUGGUGCGUAAGAUGCUGGACAUGGUGUUCUCUCAACACGACCUGGCCUGGAUAGAUGAUAUCCUGCCCGGGAAAGACAAGAAGAAGGAUAAGAAGAAGAAGGGCGUUAAAGAUGACACGAAGAAGAAAGACAAGAAGAAAGUGAGAGCAGACGACAGCAAAGAUGAGGUGAGAAACGUUAAGUUUUACUGCCACCAACUGGUUGGCUUAGAGAAAAAGAAACCUUGCUAAAUAAUGUAUUUCUGAUGGCUGUGUUUUGUGUGUGUGCUUGUGUGUGUUUGCAUGCAGGAGAAGUACCACGCUUACUCCAACUGCUCGUCCAGGUCUGAGUCUGACGUGGACCGCAGGUAUUGUGUGCUUAAACUACACGUCCCCUACAGAGACCUCCUUCAGCCCGCUGACGCCCAGUCACAGUGGGCCGCUCACUGCCAGCCAGGCAAAUACUUCCCCUGA
Messenger RNA from Coregonus sp. 'balchen', 6400 nucleotides. The record is from the annotation of a GenBank genome assembly. NCBI's taxonomy places the organism in Eukaryota, Metazoa, Chordata, Actinopteri, Salmoniformes, Salmonidae.